Molecule: messenger RNA, 939 nt
Organism: Erythranthe guttata (spotted monkey flower)
Lineage: Eukaryota; Viridiplantae; Streptophyta; Magnoliopsida; Lamiales; Phrymaceae
Source: RefSeq, a predicted model, not a curated record
AAGUCAUUGUAUAGGAUGCCGGAAAUCAACGAAAAACGAUACCUUGAGCUCGGGAAAUUAGAUUACAACAGAUGUCAAGCCCAGCAUCAGAUGGAAUGGAACCAUAUGCAGCAAUGGUACGAACAUUCGAAUCUUGAAGAAUUUGGAGUAAGCAAAAAGGAACUGCUCCUUGCGUUUUUCGUUGCGAGUUCAAGCAUAUUUGAAACAGAGAGAUAUGGAGAAAGAAUAGCUUGGGUUAAAACCAAUAUCCUCUCUAAUAUUCUCUCAAAUCACUAUUAUUCCACUGAAGAUUCUUCGGAGCAAAGGACUGCAUUGUCGACGGAAUUACAAAACAAACAAGGCAGAAAAUGGGGAUAUAGUUACACUAAGGUACACAGACUUAUUGCAAUCCUACUCGAAACGCUUCAAGAAUCCACGACGCAUGUACUAGAUCGGACUGGCGUAGACGUUAGCAAUCUAUUACUUGAUCUAUGGGGGGCAUGGUUAAAGAAGCUAACCGGGGAAGGAGAUGAAGAAAUCGAACAAGUGGAGCUAAUUGUUGGAACAUUGAAUAUUUGCGGUGGCCAUAUUUCGUCUAAAGACGAUAAACUAUCCCACGAUGAAUACACAACUCUCUGUCGACUCAGUAACAAAAUCUGUGGCCAGCUUGCAGAAUUUAAAAAUGGAAAUAAAAAGGUAAACGACGUGGAAUGGACGACGAGUGAAAUCGAUAAGGACAUGCAGCUGCUGUUGAAGUUAGUACUACAUCCAAACUCGAGCUGCAACUUAAGUAAAGAUGUGAAGCAAACAUUUUUCGUGGUGGUUAGAGCAUUCUAUUACAAGGCGUAUUUUGCUACCGAGCAAAUCGACAGCCAUAUUUCCAAAGUCCUCUUUGAGAAAGUUGUCUAGUUCUCGUUAUACUUUAUUUCUACACAGUCAUCAAACCAAAGAGCAAUAAGA